This is a messenger RNA of Colletotrichum fioriniae, 537 nucleotides long. RefSeq lists its product as uncharacterized. The record is from RefSeq and is a predicted model, not a curated record. NCBI's taxonomy places the organism in Eukaryota, Fungi, Ascomycota, Sordariomycetes, Glomerellales, Glomerellaceae.
AUGGUCCUCGCCUACGGAAAGCUCUUGGACACGUCCCGCUGGUCACAAGCCAGGCGAGCGUGGAUCUCCUUUUUCUUCUGGGUCAUCCCCCAAGCCAUGUGCUUCAUCUGGAUCGGCAUUGAGUACAGCAAGUUCGGCGGAGGCAAAAUCGACGAGGCUCUCGACUAUGAGUUGCACACCCGAAGAUGGGCCGAAGCUUACCUUCCCUAUCUGAUCAUGUUCUCAACCGGUUACUGGACCCAAUUAUCCCUCUACUGGAUUCUUGGAACCUUCUCCACGGACGUCGGAUCCUCCUCCCGCUCAGGCGGUCUGUUCCGCGCCUUUGAGACGGCCGGCCAGGCCGUCUCGUACGCUCUCAACUCCAAGACCAGCGCCGACCCUAGAAUUCCCUUCUACGUUAAUGCUGCGCUGAUGGCCAUCACCAUUCCGUGCAUGGUCUUCCUCAUCAGGCUGGUUCCUGAUGCCCCUGCUGCUACGGACAUAGAUGCGGGAGACGUUGUUGAGGAUCAGGCAGAACGGGAUCCUGAUAACAAAUAG